AUGGGAGGGACUGGUGAGCAAAGCCAAAACUACUCUACCAACCCCGCCGACUACAAGCUUCUAGAAGAAGUUGGUUAUGGCGCCACCGCCACCGUCUACAGAGCCAUCUAUCUUCCCUUUAACCAAGUCGUGGCUAUCAAGUGCUUGGAUCUCGAUCGUUGUAACAUCAAUCUCGAUGAUUUGCGCAGGGAAGCCCAAACGAUGAGUCUGAUCGAUCACCCAAACGUGGUGAAGGCGUACUGCUCCUUCGCGGUGGAGCGGAAUCUGUGGGUGGUGAUGCCGUUCAUGGACGAGGGCUCCUGUUUGCAUCUCAUGAAGAUUGCUUACACCGACGGCUUCGAGGAAGACGCAAUCGGAUCCAUCCUGAAAGAAACUCUGAAGGCCCUGCAGUACCUCCACCACCAUGGCCACAUUCAUCGGGACGUCAAGGCCGGCAACAUUUUACUCCACAGCAACGGAGCCGUCAAGCUCGCCGACUUCGGUGUCGCCGCGUGCUUGUUUGACGCCGGUGACAGGCAGCGGUGCAGAAACACUUUUGUCGGGACCCCUUGCUGGAUGGCUCCUGAGGUGCUGCAACCUGGAACUGGCUAUAAUUCCAAGGCUGAUAUUUGGUCUUUUGGGAUUACCGCACUUGAGUUGGCUCAUGGUCAUGCACCAUUUUCAAAAUAUCCUCCAAUGAAGGUUCUUCUAAUGACCAUACAGAAUGCCCCUCCUGGACUUGAUUAUGAUCGUGAUAAAAAGUUCUCAAAGUCCUUUAAGGAAAUGGUUGCUAUGUGCCUAGUGAAAGAUCAAACAAAAAGGCCAUCAGCAGAGAAGUUAAUGAAACAUUCCUUCUUCAAACAUGUUAAGCCUCCCGAGCUCUCUGUAAAGAAAUUGUUUGCUGAUUUACCACCUCUAUGGAAUCGCGUAAAAGCCCUCCAGCUCAAAGAUGCAGCUCAACUAGCAGUCAAGAAAAUGCCUUCUGCAGAAGAAGAGGCAAUAUCUCAGAGUCAAUACCAUCGAGGAGUUAGUGCGUGGAACUUUGAUAUCGAUGAUUUGAAAGCUCAAGCUUCAUUGGUGACGGAUGAUGAUGAUAUUACUGGUACGAGGGAAGAUGUAAACGAUUUUGUCACCAAUUACAAGGCUGGUGCAGUUGAUUCCCAGUCUGGUACCGGCAACAUGAUUUCAGAUAAGGCAUCGCUGAAUAAAAUCACAUCACGGGUAGGGGCUAUUGACAUAAAACAGACUGAGCAGAGUGAAUACUUGAACAGAAAGGAGAAAAUUCUUGAAAGCGAUAUCCAGGAACAUGGAUUGCCCAAAAAUAUCAUUUGGAAGAGAAAUGGGUCAAUUCGAGAGGCAACGACAUCUACCCUAGAGAAAGAUAUAGGCAUGAGCAAAAUUAAAAAAGGCCAAUCGGUGAAAACCCGUCAAACCCAAAGUGGACCACUAUUGCCAGUCACAGUUCUCAGCCAUUCUAAAUCAGAAAGGGGACGAACAUUAGAAAGACUGUUUGAUGAAAUGAAGCGAGUUCCUGUUAUAGUUGACAAACCGGAUGGAUUCUUGGCUUGGCCAAGAUGGCUUAAACUUUGGCAAACUCCUAAGGAUAUGGCUCACCUUAGAAGGGCUCUUGGAAAACCGCCACUUGAGAUAUGA
Sphenostylis stenocarpa is the source of this 1632-nucleotide messenger RNA. NCBI's taxonomy places the organism in Eukaryota, Viridiplantae, Streptophyta, Magnoliopsida, Fabales, Fabaceae. The record is from the annotation of a GenBank genome assembly.